AUGCUUGCAUUUAAGCAUUAUCCCUUAUUAAAAGUCAAAAAAGAAAAUGCCUUUUCUGAUUUGCCUAAAAACAUUUAUACCUCAAUUAGAAAUUUAAACAAUUCUGGAUCACAAGCUAAUAAUCAAUUUCAUGAACAAGAAUCUCAAGCAUAUGAACAAGGAUUUCAAGUUAAUAAACAAGAAUCUUAA
Molecule: messenger RNA, 189 nt
Organism: Cetraspora pellucida
Lineage: Eukaryota; Fungi; Glomeromycota; Glomeromycetes; Diversisporales; Gigasporaceae
Source: the annotation of a GenBank genome assembly